GAUCCACCAGCCUCAGCUCUUGAGCUGAAAGUGUGGCUGGAGCUAGAGGUGAAAGAGCGGGGUGACCAGCACAGCCCCAGCCAGCAGCUCCCUCACUGCUCCCAGUCCAGGGCUCAGUGGAAACUAUGGAGGCAGAGACCAGGAUGUGCAACCUGUGCUCCUCUGCCUCACUGGAGAGGGACUUCACUCAUUCAGCAGAGCAGCAGCUCAGCUGCUGAAGAGGCUGCUGCUACUGCUGCUGGGGGUGUUUGCCUGCCUGCAGGAGAGCAGGAAAAGGAGCCUGUGAGCAGGGGUUCCAGCAGGUCCUCCUGCUCCCAGAGGCGGCCUCCUCCUCCAGGCAUGGAGGUUUGCCCUCAGCUGGGCAUCUGGGUCGUUUGCCUAUAAUGUGCUGCCCUGGAUGGGCUCUUCUUGACAGGAGGACAGGGGGUGAGGAGGCCAGGGAGCCUCUCCAAAGGAAGCUUUUAAACUCAGCAGCUACACCCCAGAAUCUCCAUGCCUCCACUUGCCCAAGGAUUUAUCCACAGCGCAACUAUGAAUUUCGAGUUUCUACAAUAACACUGAAAUAAAGUUUGACUUUUUGAAACUUC
Molecule: messenger RNA, 587 nt
Organism: Piliocolobus tephrosceles (Ugandan red Colobus)
Lineage: Eukaryota; Metazoa; Chordata; Mammalia; Primates; Cercopithecidae
Source: RefSeq, a predicted model, not a curated record